Molecule: messenger RNA, 3006 nt
Organism: Solea solea (common sole)
Lineage: Eukaryota; Metazoa; Chordata; Actinopteri; Pleuronectiformes; Soleidae
Gene: rnf146
Product: ring finger protein 146
Exons: 3
Coding region: 220-1389 (389 amino acids)
Biological process (GO): Wnt signaling pathway; ubiquitin-dependent protein catabolic process
Cellular component (GO): nucleus; cytoplasm
Molecular function (GO): poly-ADP-D-ribose binding; ubiquitin protein ligase activity; zinc ion binding
Source: RefSeq, a predicted model, not a curated record
GCAACCCUGUCUUUAGCUCAGCUUCUUCUUUGCGGAGGAAAACAAAGCCAGUCAACAUUGAAAGUCGGAAAAAUUAGCAUCGGGAAUCGUCGCCGUCACACUAACUACAACUGUGAAACAGACGAGCAGAGUUACAUCUAACAGUACGUGACACGUUUGAUGGUCCAUCAACCCCACUAAUGAUUCAUUAGCAUUAAGCUACUUCGAUACUUCCUAAGGAUGGCUAGUUGUGGGGAGGUCGACCACUCUGUUAGCUCACUUCCGUCCAGCAAGAAAGGCAGCAGUAGUGGUGGUGGAAGUGGAAACAGUGCUGAUGCAUCAUGCUCGGGCUCCAGCACUUCAUCUCCAGCUCUGUCUGUACCGGAGUGUGCCAUCUGUCUCCAGAGCUGCGUUCACCCAGUCCAACUGCCAUGCCAUCAUGUCUUCUGUUUCCUGUGUGUGAAAGGAGCAUCUUGGCAGAGCAAACGCUGCGCUCUCUGCAGACAGGAGGUACCCGAUGAUUUCCUAGAAAGGCCCACACUUCUCUCUCCAGAGGAGCUGAAAGCAUCGGCGGGAGGUCGCGGUGGCGCCGCCAGUGAUCAUGCUUGGUAUUAUGAGGGUCGUAAUGGUUGGUGGCAGUAUGAUGAGCGAACCAGCCGCGAGCUUGAGGACGCUUUCUCCAAGGGCAAAAAAACAGCAGAAAUGUUGAUUGCUGGUUUUUUGUAUGUAGCUGAUUUGGAGAACAUGGUGCAGUACCGGCGCAAUGAGCAUGGUCGUAGACGCAAGAUGAAGAGGGACAUUUUAGAUAUCCCAAAGAAAGGAGUCGCAGGACUGCGUUUGGACACUGAGGGUGUUACUGGAGCCAUUGGGGCAGUGGGCCGUGAAAACUCUGCUGAUGGGGCUGACACCACACUAGCAGGUGUACAACAGCAGGUCACAGGUAUUCCAUCUGUGGUUACAGCCCCUUUAGCUACUGCCAGACCUCCAACCUCUCUUGGGGGUCAGCCUGGCACCAGCGCCAGCCCCUCUCUGGAGGAUGCUCUCUCACAGCUUCAGAUCAGUCCCAGGCCCACUAUCUCUCAUGAGCGGUCAGAGGCUGGGGAAGGAGAGGAAGAAGAGGAGGAGGAAGAGGAGGAGGCCUCACCCUCCAGGUCCUCUGAUCCUCACACAUCUGUGGACGAGUCUGGCUCUGGAGAUUGGAGUGACGAUGAGGAAGAGGGGAAUGAUGAGGAGGAGGAGGGGGGAGACGAAGAGCACGUAGAGCUGUUGGAGGAUAGGCCAAGGAGGCAAAGACUGAAUCCAGAGGACAGAGCCCCCCCUGGUGCAGAGUCCGCCUCUCCCUCUUCCUCAUCCAGUAGCAGUGGAAGGUCCAGAAUGCCUGAUGGCCAGUGUACAGUGACUGAAGUGUGAAGUCGUUCCAUUCCACUAAUUUAUUCCUGACUUUAUGUUGUCUUUUACUCAGUCACAGAUCGGAUGUGGGCAGAUGGCUUGGUACAUGGAAAAUUACACGAAUAAAACAAACUAAACUAACCAUGUUUUUAUGUAAAGAACUAAAUUUUAGCAAUCAAGUCGUAUGGCUCACAACGAUCUGUGCGUAUCUGUAUGACUUGUGUAUACCCAACCACUCCAGUAGAUUAAAUGUUGGGUUUUAUGUUCAAGCACUGAGCAUUAUAGUAGUAAAACACGAGGUGCUGCUUUGCAAACAUGCAGAUGAACAUGCAGUGUGUUGCUUUUAACCAUUUAAUCUCGGUUACACAAUUCUCCACAUAGGAUUCAUGGGAGAUUGGUGUAACAGACUUACCAUGGUGUUUGCCUGCCAUCAGUCUGCUCAAAUUCAGUCUCUCAGUUGUAGACAUAUCAAGUCUGAACGUUUUACAUCCCAGAUAAGUGCAGCUUUAAAGAGUAAAGGGAUCUGCUAAUCUGCUUCUGCAAAACCUUGUGGUUUUAAAUUUAUGAUCUAAUACUCGGAGGGCUUGUCACAGAUUUGUGAUGUGCAGGGAAAGAAGACGUACACCAGGAUGUUACUCCUGGAAAUGGAACUGUGUCAUUUUACAUUAUUGUGAACGGCAGCAUUCCAAUCAUCUACAGUUUAACUCUCUCAGCUAACAUAGUACACAGAGGGGCUUGUUGGAGCUCAAGUCACCUGACCAGUGUCGGAAAUAAUUGAAUCGUUGGUGAACAUGCAUAAAUAGUUUCUCUACUUCAGAUUUAUCUAAUUUUGUAAUUUUUCCUUUGGAGUUCCCAAACAACUCUUAAUAAAAAUGUGUUUUUUCAGAGCUGAUUGUGAUUUGAAGGUUGAUUACACAGGUGAAAAAAAGAAAUUCAAGAACUAGUUGAUACUCUCAAGCGGCCUGGGUAAUUCAAUUUUAUUCCUUGUGUUUUACCACAUAGUCCUGUAACUCCGGAGCCCACGGGCAGAUUACACCUGCACCUGUUUGUCUUAAAUUUCAGAAAAGCCAAUGUAAAGAUUAUGAAACCAGUUUGAACUGAAUGUGCAUAAUAGGUGUACAUAUCAAAUUUACUCGAUCUUUUCCCAGCUUAUAAUAAUUGGCAUUUCAAUGUGAAGUAUCAGUGCUUUUCUUUGAAAACUGUUGAAGGCUCCGGACCUUAUUAGUAUUCUUAUGGUCACUAAAGUAUUGUCAAUUGGUGUGUCUAAAGUUUUGUGGUUUGUGUGUGUUUGAAGAGAGAGUUAUUUAGACACUAAUGGAGUGGCAAGAUGUUGGAAGUGGAUAAUUUUCAGUUUAAGUAAAUGUUUUUAAUUUGUUGUUUUUUUUUCCAUUUCUUACGGUUGUGAAUUAUUUUACUUUUGAUGUCAAAGGCAGUAGAAGAAAAACAUGUCUGCAAUAAGGUCACCCUGCAGAAAAAUUCAACUUAUGUUUUUUUUUUAUUUCUUACAUGCUUACAUCAUCCGCUUUUAGACUUCUCACUCUGAAAAUUAAAGUUUGUGUACGUUUUUGCUUGGCAAGUUUUUUUGUUACAUGGUUUGUAAUUUAAGAAUAAAUUGUGACAUUCUUCAUCCUAAAAGGA